This is a messenger RNA of Anarrhichthys ocellatus (wolf-eel), 625 nucleotides long. RefSeq names its product creatine kinase, testis isozyme-like. The record is from RefSeq and is a predicted model, not a curated record. Lineage: Eukaryota; Metazoa; Chordata; Actinopteri; Perciformes; Anarhichadidae. The transcript is spliced from 3 exons. Gene Ontology annotation, biological process: phosphocreatine biosynthetic process. The coding region runs from base 101 to 610 and encodes 169 amino acids. Gene Ontology annotation, molecular function: creatine kinase activity.
AUUUUGCUGACCUUUGACUGAAGGGUCAUAAUGUCGUAUGUUGAACACCUGGACUCACCUGAGCUCCACCUGUGACCUGUGACCUCCUGCAGGUUUGGACAUGCUGGACGGGGACUUAAAGGGGAAGUACUUCGCUCUGAAGAACAUGACUGAGGAGGAGCAGCAGCAGCUGAUCGAUGACCACUUCCUGUUCGACAAGCCCGUCUCCCCUCUGCUGCUGGCGUCUGGCAUGGCUCGCGACUGGCCCGACGGCCGCGGCAUCUGGCACAACGACAACAAGACCUUCCUGGUGUGGGUGAACGAGGAGGAUCACCUGCGAGUCAUCAGCAUGCAGAAGGGAGGCAACAUGAAGGAGGUGUUCAACCGCUUCUGCACCGGACUCACCAAGAUCGAGAGCUUGUUUAAGGAGCGAGGUCACGAGUUCAUGUGGAACGAACACCUGGGCUACGUCCUCACCUGUCCGUCCAACCUGGGGACGGGACUGAGGGCUGGAGUCCACGUGAAGCUGCCCAACGUCAGCAAGCACGACAAGUUCGGAGACAUCCUGAAGAGGCUGAGGCUGCAGAAGAGGGGCACAGGUAAGAGACAGACAGGCGGAGAGACAGGUUGACUUUAGCCAGUGAGA